AUGGCUCGGUGGACCGCCGAUGACUUCGUGCAGGAGAUGAACUCCAUCCAGAGGCUGGUGGGCAUGAGGCCCGGCACCGACAUGGAGCCUAAGCUCGUGCAGGCACUGCAAGAUCGCAUGGCCCAUCACCCGGGAUGGACGGCGGAUCAGCUGUGCAAAAUGAUGGAAGCAGUGGGCGAAUCUAGCUUGUCCGGCAACAGCAAAGAUGGCUUGCUCAAAGCCUUGGAUGAUGCUGCAGGCCCCACAAUCGCUGGUCAGUCCCAGGUACGACUCACUAGCAAACCCCAGACCCUCGUGCAACUCUGCAACUACCUCUCCAAGUCAGGUUGGGCGAAGUUGUCUACUUCGAGCAGCUGGGAUGCUACAGUGGUCGUCAGCGAGAGGCUCCGGAGGCUCGGGCUCACGAGUCUCAAAGAAGAGACGAAACAGUAUGCAACCGGCAUCAUCGUCACUUGUCAGAUAGAAAGACUCGGCAUUGCUCCAUCGUACGACGACAUCUACAGUCUCGCAGAGCAAUUGCACAAAGUCUUCCUCAGUGUGCAAGUUCCACGAAAAGCAGCAGGAGUGACAGUCUAUCCUUUGCACCCAUCAGAGCUCGGACCGGGCUUCAUGAAGGAUGCUUAUGAUCCAGAGGACCCACCGGAGCCGAGAGACCUCCCAGGUCUUGUAGCCCGGGUGGUGAAUGAGACACCGGUGCGAAGCACGUCCAGUUUGUUGUCGUGGAAUCAAGAGAAGAAGAACAAGAAGAAGGGCAAGGAUGCUGCUGGUGACGAUGCCUUGCAUAUGCAAGCCCUCAUGCACAGGUUCUUGCAGCAGACGGUCGGCGGCACGGGCAUGAACAAUUUCAAUGCAGUGCAGCCGGCAAGGAAUGGCAGCUUGGGAGCUUUGCAGGAGCCAUGCCCCAUAGCAUCCGGUAUGCAAGGUGUGCAACCAAACACAAGCAUCCAAAGCAAAGGCACUGUGCCCAGCAGCCUGGCUGCUUCAAGCAGUCUGCAGGCUUUGCAGAACAUUGAUUGCCUCGCCCCAGCAUGCCGCCCAGACCUCCUCGUAGUGCCUGUGGAGGAAAAGGAUCCCCCAGAGCAGCCCCAGCCCCAAGAGCAUGUGAAGGAAACCGCCGUGACAACACCUGCAAGCAGCAGCAAGCUCGAGGCGAUCGAGCAAGAGGCUUUCAAGGCUUUGCAGGCCCAAAGCAAGCCGGUAGAAAAUAAGAAGCGAGGGGCUCCAGAUCAGGGCAAAGCAGUCAUGAAGAGGCCUUCGGCCAAAGCCAGUGCAGCCAAGCCGGUUGGGAAAGCCAGUGCAGACCCGCCGCUAAAACUUGGUUGUAUUCGCUGCCGUGGCUGUCGAACAGGAUGUUCGCAGUGCCAGGAUCCGGGGUUCAAGGGACUCCGCCUGACGAGGGAGGAAUGGAAGGAGUGGUAUGCCAAACGGCAGCUUGCCCUCGCAAAGGGCAAAGCCUGCAACAAGAAGUCCAAGAGCAAGAAGUGA
Molecule: messenger RNA, 1485 nt
Organism: Symbiodinium sp. CCMP2592
Lineage: Eukaryota; Dinophyceae; Suessiales; Symbiodiniaceae
Source: the annotation of a GenBank genome assembly